Notolabrus celidotus (New Zealand spotty) is the source of this 1506-nucleotide messenger RNA. RefSeq names its product purinergic receptor P2X, ligand-gated ion channel, 3a (gene p2rx3a). The record is from RefSeq and is a predicted model, not a curated record. The transcript is spliced from 12 exons. The coding region runs from base 186 to 1418 and encodes 410 amino acids. Gene Ontology annotation, molecular function: extracellularly ATP-gated monoatomic cation channel activity; ATP binding; purinergic nucleotide receptor activity. Gene Ontology annotation, cellular component: nuclear inner membrane; plasma membrane. NCBI's taxonomy places the organism in Eukaryota, Metazoa, Chordata, Actinopteri, Labriformes, Labridae. Gene Ontology annotation, biological process: monoatomic cation transmembrane transport; response to ATP.
UGACUGACAGGAGCCGUGUGAAGCUUUAGACCAUACCUCUCUCAUCACAAUCAGGAGCGUCUUGUACACUUGAAUAGUUCUACCUCAGUGCCUCCCUGAAAGCACCUGUUGAGGCGAGAGGAGCUGCACCUUCCACCAGACUCAAGAGGACCUGACCCGGCUCUGAUUCGCACUGCCAGGCAGCCAUGGGCUCCAUGCUGUUGGGCUUUGUUACUGACUUCUUCACCUAUGAGACCACCAAGUCAGUGGUUGUCAAGAGCUGGUCUGUGGGCAUCAUCAACCGCAUCGUACAGCUGCUCAUCAUCUCUUAUUUUGUGGGCUGGGUCUUUAUCCACGAGAAAGCGUAUCAGUCCACUGACACUGGCAUCGAGUCCUCUGUGAUGACCAAAGUGAAAGGCUUUGGUUACCAAAACAACCAUGUGAUGGAUGUUGCUGACUACGUCCUCCCACCACAGGGCGCAGGUGUGUUCUGCAUCAUAACCAAACUCAUCGUCACUGAAAAUCAGUUCCAAGGACAAUGUGCAGAGACUGGGUGGAGAUAUGGUUGUCAAAAAGAUGAAGACUGUCACAAGCAUUUAGGUUCCAUCCUGACUAACGGUGCAAUAACAGGUGUGUGUCUGAAUUCCUCCUCCGGCUCUAAGGGUAUGUGCGAGAUUGAAGGAUGGUGUCCAUCUGAGAAUGACAAUGUCGUGGUAGAGUCAAUGAUGGACGUGGUUGACUUCACCAUCUUCAUCAAAAACAGUAUUCGAUUUCCACUUUUCAAUGUCACUAGAGGAAACUUUCCGGCCACAAUGACAUCAGAUGAGAUCAAAAGGUGCACCUACCACCCUGAGACAAACCCCUUCUGCCCCAUCUUUCGUGUGGGGGAUGUGUUGAACUUCACUGGGCAAGACGUGAAAAAUCUGACGCAAAAGGGAGGAGAAAUAGGAAUAAACAUUGAGUGGAAGUGUAACCUGGACUAUGACAUUGAGAACUGUGUGCCCAGGUACUCUUUCACACGACUGGAUGAACCAUUUGCAAAGAAUGCCGUCUCCAAAGGCUACAACUUCAGAUUUGCCAAAUAUUUCAAGACAGUGAAUGGGACUGAUUUUCGGACACUUCACAAAGCCUAUGCAAUCCGUUUUGAUGUUAUGGUCACUGGAAAUGCAGGAAAGUUUGAUACAAUCCCAACUCUGAUCAACCUGGUUGCUGCAUUCACCUCGGUUGGACUGGGUGCGGUUCUUUGUGAUAUCAUCUUGCUGAACUUCCUAAAAGGAGCAGACCAGUACAAAGCCAAGAAGUUUGAGGAGGUGUCAGAAGCUCAGAUUGAAGCAUCCAUUGCUCAGAGCCCUGGUAGUCCGCUGUCACUGAAAGGAGGAAUAAAGAGCUCUUACGACUCAGGAGCCAUUUCCCUCGCCACCUCUGACCAACAACUUUGACUGAAAACAACAACGUGAUGACUCAAACUUUCCUAAUUUUCUGUCUCUUAUUACCUCCAAGAAUUAAAUCAUACCUUUCCCGCUGUAA